CCGAUAUUUUUGUUGAUCGUGUUCGUCCUAUCUAUCGUGAUAUUUAUAUGUACACACAUAUCCAAUGUUUUUGCAUGUUCUGUAAGUUCUGUAAGAAGUGAUUGAUUCAAGCAGCACAAUGUUGGAAAAACAAUAUUCAGUUCAGUUUUUCACAUCCCUAGUGGAAUCGAUGCAGAAGGUGUGUCGAGAAUACCUGCAGUUUGAACAAGCCGUGGAGCUGAGUGGGUACCUGUCUCUGGAGAUCGACAACACAAAGCGUGAGAGGUACGUUGUCAGUGAACUGCUGCACAACACGGGCAAUGUGAUCAGUGAGAGCUACUGCACCAAGGCCUUCAAGACUGUGCCACACCACGCCAAAAACCACGACAGUGAUCGCGACGUGUUGCGUGAGUUAAACAACAGACAGCGUGACCAGUCUCACGUGUUGACCGUCGGAGCCGAUUCGGGUGGAUGUUCGAAACAGUUUGUUGAUCGUUCUGCGGCAGGUUUCUCCUCCUUCGUGAAUGAGAAUCCUGUGCGAAAGAAUAACUCAUUUCCUCGGACGGACAUUUCUCAGCAGGAGGAGAUUUCGUAUACGACAGACGACUGGCAGUCGACGUGUGUACAGUAUCAGAGUGGUUCAGUAGAGACAGGCAGUGCAACAUGCGUGUUCCCUGGGUCACCUUCAGUGAAUGGCAGCUGUAACAGAAUGGAGCUGACAUCAGGGAAAAGACGUACUGCGCACACAGCAUCUACGUCAGAACCAAAAAAGGGUAAACCAUCAUCAAGCAGGGAGCUCUCUGAACGUCUGUCAUCAUCUUCUGUGUUGAGUAACAUUCAACAGAGCAGUGACCAGUCUGUGUCUCCAUAUUCCACAACCAGUGAUUCGCAGUCUUCAGUAACCAACACGUGUAAUAUCAACUCUCAGUCUUCAGUAACCAACACGUGUAAUAUCGGAUCACAGUCUUUGUUACCCAACCCGUAUAAUAUCAAAACAGAGGACGACUCGUCCUUGCAGUUUGUUCAGAUAGAUGAAGCAGAAGACAGCAGUGGUUUACUAGAUGGUAGACUUGGUAGUGAUCGCUUCAGAUCAAUGUCCGAGAACGAUCAGAAAUCGGAUGAAGCGCUGCAUAGCAUUCAAGGGAAUCACAGUCUUUGGCAAGAAGGAGAUGAGCCAAACCGACAAGUGGAAUUGUUCAAGUGCAGUACUUGUCGACAAAGGUUUCAAUCACACAUCCACUUACGGCUGCAUGUGUGCUCCAAUCUAAACCAGAGCCGUAUUAAGUGUCCGAUAUGCGAGCGGAUGUUUUCUAGCAAACAGUGCAUGGAGCGCCACUCGAACACUCACCGAGCGGACAAGCCGUUCUCCUGUGAGCUUUGUGGCACCAGGUUCAGCUCGAAGACGGCUCAGAACCGCCACAUCAAGUUACAGCACCGGAAGGAAUACAGCUUCUACUGCGCAGACUGUGGGCAAGGGUUCCCUGGGCAGCUCCGGCUAGACAGACACAUGGCCACUGAACACAGCCUGGACAGAUCUUCAUUGGGGGAGAGCCACUGAGAGGAUAGACACAUGGCAGCUGGACAGAUCUUCAUUGGGGGAGAGCCACUGAGAGGAUAGACACAUGGCAGCUGGACAGAUCUUCAUCGGGGGAGAGCCACUGAGAGGAUAGACACAUGGCGACUGGACAGAUCUUCAUCGGGGGAGAGCCACUGAGAGGAUAGACACAUGGCGACUGGACAGACCUUCAUCGGGGGAGAGCCACUGAGAGGAUAGACACAUGGCGACUGGACAGACCUUCAUCGGGGGAGAGCCACUGAGAGGAUAGACACAUGGCGACUGGACAGACCUUCAUCAGGGGAGAGCCACUGAGAGGAUAGACACAUGGCAACUGGACAGAUCUUCAUCGGGGAGAGCCACUGAGAGGAUAGACACAUGGCGACUGGACAGACCUUCAUCGGGGGAGAGCCACUGAGAGGAUAGACACAUGGCGACUGGACAGAUCUUCAUCGGGGAGAGCCACUGAGAGGAUAGACACAUGGAGACUGGACAGACCUUCAUCGGGGGAGCGCCACUGAGAGGAUAGACACAUGGAGACUGGACAGAUCUUCAUCGGGGAGAGCCACUGAGAGGAUAGACACAUGGCGACUGGACAGAUCUUCAUCGGGGGAGAGCCACUGAGAGGAUAGACACAUGGCGACUGGACAGAUCUUCAUCGGGGAAGAGCCACUGAGAGGAUAGACACAUGGCGACUGGACAGAUCUUCAUCGGGGGAGAGCCACUGAGAGGAUAGACACAUGGCGACUGGACAGAUCUUCAUCGGGGGAGAGCCACUGACAGGAUAGACACAUGGCGACUGGACAGAUCUUCAUCGGGGGAGAGCCACUGAGAGGAUAGACACAUGGCGACUGGACAGAUCUUCAUCGGGGGAUAGCCACUGAGAGGAUAGACACAUGGCGACUGGACAGAUCUUCAUCGGGGGAUAGCCACUGAGAGGAUAGACACAUGGCGACUGGACAGAUCUUCAUCGGGGGAGAGCCACUGACAGGAUAGACACAUGGCGACUGGACAGAUCUUCAUCGGGGGAGAGCCACUGACAGGAUAGACACAUGGCGACUGGACAGAUCUUCAUCGGGGGAGAGCCACUGAGAGGAUAGACACAUGGCGACUGGACAGAUCUUCAUCGGGGGAGAGCCACUGAGAGGAUAGACACAUGGCGACUGGACAGAUCUUCAUCGGGGGAUAGCCACUGAGAGGAUAGACACAUGGCGACUGGACAGAUCUUCAUCGGGGGAGAGCCACUGACAGGAUAGACACAUGGCGACUGGACAGAUCUUCAUCGGGGGAGAGCCACUGACAGGAUAGACACAUGGCGACUGGACAGAUCUUCAUCGGGGGAGAGCCACUGACAGGAUAGACACAUGGCGACUGGACAGAUCUUCAUCGGGGGAGAGCCACUGACAGGAUAGACACAUGGCAACUGGACAGAUCUUCAUCGGGGAGAGCCACUGAGAGGAUAGACACAUGGCGACUGGACAGAUCUUCAUCGGGGGAAAGCCACUGAGAGGAUAGACACAUGGCAACUGGACAGAUCUUCAUCGGGGGAGAGCCACUGAGAGGAUAGACACAUGGCGACUGGACAGAUCUUCAUCGGGGGAAAGCCACUGAGAGGAUAGACACAUGGCGACUGGACAGAUCUUCAUCAGGGGAGAGCCACUGAGAGGAUAACCAUAAGUUCUGUUAUUAAAACAGAUAUAUAUGUGACAGACCUCACCAUUUAUGGGGAGUUAUCACUCUUGCUCCCCUAUCACUCCCCUGAGAUUAGUUCAAGGAGAGUCACUUUAGCUCUUCUCAGCAAGUGAAUUUAUAUGUUAUUAAUAUGGUCAUAUAUUAAGUGGCUUCCCAUAGUCCAAGUUAGGGGAACAAUUAAUUAUACUUUCUUUCACGUGGAGGUCUGAUGUGAAGGACACAGUUAACACAAUGUAUCUUUUUGCAUUGCCUGUUCACAAAUGCCAUGUAUAAAUAUUUCUUAUGGAAAAAACAACAAAACUAUAAGAUGUGUCUUCCAUGACACUAACUGUUUAAUAUCAUGAACAGUUCUGUUCUAUGAAAUUCUGACCGUUGACAUUCUGUCCAGCAAAAUCUGACCUUUUGAAGAGUAUUUGUAUGAAAUGUGACCUUUUGAAGACUUGUUCUAUGAAACUUGACCACAUGAAGAGUUCAUCUCAUCAGCAUUUAAAUAUCAUUCAGUUGUUUGAACUACAUGUUUGGCUUUUGGUGACAUUUGGUCCAAUGGUCGGAAUUAUAGAUAAUCAGAGGUCAUUUUAUUCUACUCUUACUGUGCACAUCACAUGACCUAUGUUGUAAUACAACUUGUAUCACACACACAUUUUAUCUUAGAUGGUUCAAGAUGUCUUUUUUCAGUAGAAAAUUUGUUGUGUAAAUAUUAGUCAAUAUUAUUUUACUGUUAUAUGAAUUUAUCUUAUAUUGUAGAGAUAAGCAAGUUAGUUAACUUCGGUUCAGUUUGUGAAGUUCUGUAAUGAAGAAAAAAAGAGAGUAAAGUUUGUUUUAUUUAACGACGCCACUAGGGCACAUUAA
Molecule: messenger RNA, 4075 nt
Organism: Gigantopelta aegis
Lineage: Eukaryota; Metazoa; Mollusca; Gastropoda; Neomphalida; Peltospiridae
Product: zinc finger protein 236-like
Exons: 4
Coding region: 119-1537 (472 amino acids)
Biological process (GO): regulation of transcription by RNA polymerase II
Molecular function (GO): RNA polymerase II cis-regulatory region sequence-specific DNA binding; DNA-binding transcription factor activity
Source: RefSeq, a predicted model, not a curated record